Messenger RNA from Lates calcarifer (barramundi perch), 2071 nucleotides. Its product is annotated as complement factor H-related protein 2. Bases 158 to 2050 code for a protein of 630 amino acids. The transcript has 12 exons. The record is from RefSeq and is a predicted model, not a curated record. Lineage: Eukaryota; Metazoa; Chordata; Actinopteri; Centropomidae.
CAGAGGUGCCCAUCUCUGUGUCUGUGUGCAUGUGUGUGCGUGCAAAUUUGCACUGCAAAGAAAUAUUUCAAUCUGAUCUGUACCACUAGGGGAAAAACAUUAGCUCAGCAACAUAUACUCUGGUCAGGGAGUCAUUCCUAAACACUGCAAUUCCAGGAUGUUCACAAUGAGACUCUUUCACCGUCUUUGGCUUUUUAUCCUGUGGCUGAACAUGGAUCCAUCUUUACAACAGAAUGCAACAACAUGUAAACUGCCAUUGCCGCCACCCAAAGGAACCACGUAUGAACCUGCUUUCAGAAAUGUGUUUUCACCUGGGGAUACAGUAACGGUAACAUGUGGAGAGUGGUACUGGAUUUCUCUCCCUCAGAACACUUCAGUAGUAACUACAUGCAAAGAAGACGGAGAGUGGAGUGUCAGACCAAUAUGCAAAGCAGAGAUAAAAUGCACAGUACCUGUGAUUGAAAAUGGAAAUGUGCUUGGAGAUAUUCAAGAGUACGACAAAGAUGAAAUUCUGCAUUUUGAGUGCAAUAUGGGAUACAUGCGUACAGAGAACAUAUCUUCAAAAUGCACAAACCUAGGAACAAAAGCAGGCUGGAGCCCCAAACCUACGUGUGAAACAUCAAAAUGUAAAGUGCUGCUGCCGCCACUCGAAGGAACCACAUAUGAACCUGCUUUCAGAAAUGUGUUUUCACCUAGUGACACAUUAAGAGUGAAAUGUGGAGAGAGGUACUGGAUUUCUCACCCUCAAGAAACUUCAGCAGUAACUACAUGCAAAGACAAUGGAGAAUGGAGUGUCACACCAAUAUGCAAAGAGGUUACAUGUGACAGCCAACGAGACCCACUUGUGUAUUACUGGGAUGUCUAUUGGGAACAAAAAAUAACAUUGAAUGAGACUGUAAGUUACUGGUGUAUGUCAGGCUACAAGAGCACAGAUGGCGCCAUCCGGGCCACAUGCACCAGAUAUGGAUGGAGACCAAAUCCACUCUGCCAAGAAAUUACUUGCGACAGAUAUGAUGUCCAAAAUACAGACAUUGUCAACUAUAAGCAGAAAUAUAGUUACUAUGAACGGGCUAGUUAUGUCUGCAAGGAUGGUUAUACAGGACGUUUUUUUCUAACCUGCACAGAAGAUGGUUGGAGUGGAAAACCACAAUGUAAAGAGGUAACAUGUGAUAAACAAUAUUACGAGAAUGCAGACAUUGACGGAGAUGAAACUCAGUCAGUAUACAAGUACAAUGAUCAGGUUAAGUAUGUCUGCAAGAAUGAUUAUGUGGGAAAUUUUUCCAUAACCUGUGGGACAACAGGCUGGAUCGGGUCUCCUGAAUGUACAGAGAAACCAUGUGAAAAACUUAACAUCAGCGAUGCAUACAUUACCCGCAAUGAGAAGGAAACUUACAAACACAAUGAACGAGUCCACUAUACAUGCAGGAAUGCUAGUGAAAGACGUUUUACUGUUGUCUGUCACCGAGGUAAUUGGAUUGGGAUUCAGGGCUGUACAGAGUGUCCACUAGCUGAAGUUCCACAUGGAUUUAUAGUUGGCCCACACAAUGAGACACUGUACUACACCUGUGAAGAUGGUUAUAAACUUGCUACCAGAGGCUGGUGGGGUGAAGCCAAAUGUAUUCAUGGCUUGUGGUUUGGACUUGAACAAUGCAUUGAGAAAAGCAAGUGUGGAGAACCCCCUUUGAUAUCUAAUGGGAAAGUGAUAUCUCUGCGUAACAGUUAUGAGCCGGGUGAAAGUGUCCAGAUUAUCUGUAAGGAAGGAUACAGCACUCCGGUUGAUCACUUUACUUGUGUCAAGGGAAAAUGGAAUUCAAAUGGAGCACAAGUCAAAACAAUCUGUGCACCCAUUGCCAAUCACUGCAGUCCCCCACCUAAAGUUGAUAAUGCAGUUGUUGUGUCUUCAUAUCAGAAGGAAUACUUGUCCGGUUCUAAAGUAACUUAUCACUGCCGUUAUAAUUAUACAUUGGAAGGAGAAGCCACAAUUACAUGCAACGAUGGGAAAUGGGUGAAGAGGAACUUUGUGUGUGCACCUCCCUUUCUGGAACUCUGAUGCCAAUUUUCUCAAAGUCGU